This is a messenger RNA of Meriones unguiculatus (Mongolian gerbil), 3438 nucleotides long. It is a transcript of the gene Ap3m2, whose product is annotated as adaptor related protein complex 3 subunit mu 2. Bases 221 to 1477 code for a protein of 418 amino acids. The record is from RefSeq and is a predicted model, not a curated record. Gene Ontology annotation, cellular component: clathrin adaptor complex; cytoplasmic vesicle. NCBI's taxonomy places the organism in Eukaryota, Metazoa, Chordata, Mammalia, Rodentia, Muridae. Gene Ontology annotation, biological process: endocytosis; intracellular protein transport. The transcript is spliced from 9 exons.
UCAGAGCGUAGGAGCGCAGCGGCCGGGGAGGAGGCUGGCCAAUCAGCGUGCGAGCGGUGACGAGGGGGCGGAACCUUCGCGCAAGCGGCUCUGCGCAGCUCCCGCUGUGCUGCGGGAGCCGGAGCGGAGCCCGAGACUCGGUGAUAGCUGGGUUGAAAAUUAGCUGAAUCCGGAGCCUGGCAGACUGAACACCUGUUCCUCUCCCGAGGGCAUCUUCACCAUGAUUCAUAGUCUUUUCCUGAUCAACUCCUCUGGAGAUAUCUUCCUGGAGAAACACUGGAAAAGCGUGGUCAGCCGUUCUGUCUGUGACUACUUUUUCGAGGCCCAAGAGAGAGCUACGGAGGCAGAGAACGUGCCUCCAGUUAUCCCCACCCCCCACCACUACCUCCUCAGUGUUUACCGGCACAAGAUCUUCUUCGUGGCCGUGAUUCAGACAGAGGUCCCUCCUCUGUUUGUCAUUGAGUUCCUUCAUCGGGUAGUGGACACGUUCCAGGACUAUUUUGGAGUGUGCUCAGAGCCGGUCAUCAAGGACAAUGUGGUGGUGGUGUACGAGGUGCUGGAGGAGAUGCUGGACAACGGCUUCCCCCUGGCAACGGAGUCGAACAUCCUCAAGGAGCUGAUAAAGCCCCCCACCAUCCUCCGCACGGUGGUGAACACCAUCACAGGAAGCACGAAUGUCGGGGACCAGCUUCCAACGGGGCAGCUGUCCGUGGUGCCCUGGCGGCGGACCGGGGUGAAAUACACCAACAAUGAGGCCUAUUUCGAUGUGGUGGAAGAGAUAGAUGCCAUCAUCGACAAAUCAGGUUCCACGGUCACCGCUGAGAUCCAGGGGGUGAUCGAUGCCUGUGUGAAGCUGACGGGGAUGCCAGAUCUCACUCUGUCCUUCAUGAACCCCAGGUUGCUGGAUGAUGUCAGUUUCCAUCCCUGUGUCCGGUUCAAGCGCUGGGAAUCUGAGCGCAUCCUUUCCUUCAUCCCUCCUGACGGCAACUUCCGCCUCCUCUCCUACCACGUCAGUGCCCAGAACCUAGUUGCAAUUCCAGUCUAUGUCAAACAUAGCAUCAGCUUCCGGGACAGCAGUUCACUUGGACGCUUUGAAAUCACAGUGGGACCCAAGCAGACCAUGGGGAAGGCCAUAGAGGGUGUGACCGUCACCAGCCAGAUGCCCAAAGGAGUCCUGAAUAUGAGCCUCACGCCAUCCCAGGGAACGCACACGUUUGACCCCGUGACAAAGAUGCUGUCGUGGGACGUAGGAAAAAUAAACCCGCAGAAGCUGCCAAGUUUGAAGGGGACAAUGAGCCUCCAGGUUGGAGCUUCUAAACCAGAUGAGAACCCCACAAUUAACCUGCAGUUUAAGAUCCAGCAGCUGGCCAUUUCUGGACUGAAAGUGAACCGCCUGGAUAUGUAUGGAGAAAAGUACAAGCCCUUUAAGGGCAUAAAAUACAUGACCAAAGCCGGGAAGUUCCAGGUUCGAACCUGAAGGAUCUGCCUUGCUGAAGGAGCAGUCAUGAACACUUUUUCAUUUCCUACUUGUCUAAAAGUAAAAUGUCAGCCUGUUUCUUAGGUCAGUUCCCUCCAGGCCCCACCUGCUCCCUUUCGUCCUCUGUCUUCAGUGCCGUGUAACUGAUCCAGGGAGCAAAGGUUCAUCAGGGGAAAGUGGCCGACCCAGCGUGGCACUGAGUUCUAGAGAAGUGUGUGGCAGAGAGCAGUGAGACAUACUGUAUUUCACUACUGUUAAUAUGGCUGCCAGCAGAACAGACCAGCGUUUGCUGUUCGUUUGGCUUUAUUUAUCUAAAUCAAAUGGAAGAUGUCUCUGUUGACUCUUUUAAGAUAGAAAGACUUGAAAGAAAAAAAAAAAGAUGAGAAGAAAAAUGAGUGUUAGUCCAAGAAAGAGCCCUUGCAGAUUUGAUGCGUGGGUCGGGGCUGUAACUCGGUGUUGGAGUACUGACCUAGGUUGUAUGCCAGCGCUGGUUCAUUGCCAGCACCACCCACUGUACAAGCCAGCUCUGCUCCACAAGGGACGAGACAGAGAAGACAGCGUGAAGAGAGUUGUGGAGAGGUGUGCCAUAGCGGAGGGCUGGUGAGAAGAGAGUCCCCACAGGACCUGGAAGAACAGAGCAGAGAGCUUUCUUUCUGACCCUUCUCAUGUACAGAAAGGAUUUGCAUGUCCAGCACCUUGAACAUUCAAGUCCACACUUGACAUGAAACACAGCGGGAUCAGUUUCCCUGGGAGACUAGGGUGCGGUGGCCUGGCUGUAGGUUCUUGCCUGCUGUUUGUGCUGGCCCAUUGUCUUGGUGGGAAGGCGACUUGCCAGAGCAGUUUAUGGGCUUUUGCUGGUUAUCUGAAUCCUCUGGGGGAUGUCUCCGCCGAAAACACACACAUAUCAGCAGUGUUUAGUGCAGCCAGGUUUUAGGAGUUGUAGUAGUGGAGUUGAGGUGGGAACUUGCACCCCACAUUGCUGGACCACACCUUCACUCGGUGACCUCCAUUAAUGUUUGUGAGGCUGGCCUGGUCCUGCACCUUGCCUUUUCCUGUCUGAAGGUCCCAUGAGAAACCCUGAGUGGGCGUGAGGGGUGCACGAGUCAGCCCUCCACCGUACACUAUGGACCGCAGACAGUUCCCAGUCCACUCUUCAGACAGAAAAGGUGUCUUGAAGCUUUGAAUAAAAUCAGUGCCAUCGGAGGACAGGCUGGUUUAAUCCUGAGUGACUCACCAGUGUAAACCAUGGCAGCCGAAGGAGCAUGACUUCCCUACAGAGCGUUUCUCAGUCUGUUUCAGUGUGUCUGUUACUCAUUGUGGCAUCUACAUAAAAGGCAAACGUGUUGUUUUUAACUUACAGCUUAGAGAGCCACUGUGCUCUCCUGGAGGGAAAGGAAGACCUGUUUCCUUCAAUCUGCACGACUCUCCCCUAAAGUCCUUUUUCUACGUACUUGUGCUUUAUUUCGCUUUUCUUCUCUUUCUCUUUCUUUUCUUUCUUUCUUUCUUUUUUUUUUUUUUUUUUUUUUUUGGUUAGUUUUAUCUUGCUUGUUUUCGCUGCUGAGUGGUUAGUUUCUUUGUGGUUUUCUUGUGGGGUGAACUGUGCUGAGUACAAUCAGAUGUUUCUUCCUGCUCCCCUCCAGAGUCUGGACCCACAUACCUGCCAUGGAGGGGGCACGCUGCAGGUGGCUUUCCACAGUCACUUCCCCAGGGAACUAUUUGUAUUGGUUCGGUGAAUAUGUUCAGGUUUGUAAGGGCACCGAAUAGCUUGUUUUCCCGGGAGGAGGCAGUGUCAGAGUUUGGGGCCUAUAGGCCUAGAUGCGGAGGAUAUACCCAAGCCUCACCCUCCCCACCCGGUGACUGUCAGUCAGCAAUGGCUGGGCAGGGUGUCUCACUCCAUGUGUGGUCCGUGUGCAGAAGUAGCAUUUCUGUUUAAGUCUUAAUAAAGCUUUUCCAGCCCUGCG